Ramularia collo-cygni is the source of this 2352-nucleotide messenger RNA. RefSeq lists its product as uncharacterized. Lineage: Eukaryota; Fungi; Ascomycota; Dothideomycetes; Mycosphaerellales; Mycosphaerellaceae. The record is from RefSeq and is a predicted model, not a curated record. The coding region runs from base 1 to 2352 and encodes 783 amino acids. The transcript is spliced from 2 exons.
AUGAGUUGUGUGUAUCCCCGUCCGGCAAAUGCUGCCGUACCACCGCAACCACCUCCGCCAGCAGCCGAACCUGCGGACCUCGCGGCUGCAGGUGAAGCUGGACAUGCGGGCUUGACAGAGGCGGAGAAAGCCGCGGCUGCGCAAAUGAAACGUGAAAUGUUUGCCUACAUAGAGCGGCAUCUUAAGAAUGAUGGUGAAUUCCUGUCCGACCAGGAGCUUGCGUAUGCAAGCGGUCUCUCGGAGCUUCWAGCCAAGUUCGACGUACAGUUGAGGCGCAGUAAAGAGACUGUGGACAAUCUGAAGACGCAAGACGAAGAGCAACGGAGAAGAAAACUCCAGUUCCAGCAUGUUACUCCCCUACCAAUACUGGAAAUGUCACUUCGCGACGGCGACGUCGCAUCUCUAAUGCACGAGUUUGUGUGGAGUUCUUGUGGUACAACCUUCACUAUCAUGCUCGAAAUGCCAGAUUCUCCUUACGAAGACCUCAACACCCCUAUGGAGCAACUCAAGGGUGUUCUCUCGGAGAUUAGUAGCAGCUACAAACUCUGGAAAUUCGAGGGCCCUCUUAGCCCAGGAGACAUCAUCGAUCUCGUCCUUGAGCAGUGGCAUGAGUGGUACCAAACAGGRGCAUACGAGAUACCGUACAAGGAACAUGUCGAGAGCUUGUUGGGACUCGUAAAAGAAUGCCACCGGGCGGAGACGGAGGAGGAACGUUACAAUACAGCUUGCAAUUUGACAAAAUUUGUUGUGUUCAACAGCUGUUGUAAAAUCUUGAGAAGGCUCGAGUUUGGCGUGCGUGGUUUGAAGACUGGAUACCGGGAAGAAAACGGACAGCGAUGGCUCUUUGACAUCCUCACGACUCCCAUCCGUGAUUUUCCGGAGCGUGCUCAUCGCCUACCAUGUGUCGACCCCACGCCGACACUAGAACAGUCCGUGAAUCAACAUCGAAUGCUCGUACAUUUCUGGACCAACCAGGGUGUGAAGUUUAAGCCUCAGACCAGCCUGCCGAUGCGUUCGGUAUACGACGUCGAGGGCAGGAAGUUAUUCCACGGCAUGCUAUCGAAACGACUGCUAGGCAUCCGAAAACAAGCAGGAGAGCUCAUUAGACUCAUCCACGCCAUCAAAGCAAAUCCUACCGAAGAAGAGCUCAAGGCCACUUCUGCCACUUCUGCCACCCCUGCGAAAGAGAAAAUCAAGUUUGCGGUAUACAGGCUUUCGCGGGAGAUUCGUGGCCUGUCGGAGAUCCACCUCAACUUUGAGGCGAUUCUCUACGUUCAUUUGAAAUGGCUGUCGCAAGUCACUGGCGCUACAUCUGCGUAUGAUGAGCCAGACUUCGGCGAGCACAUCAAUGACUCAAAUCUCAACGAGAAGGACGACCCGGCCAGCUCAUCCUCACCAGUGAGGGCACUUGUCUGUACUAACCCGAGCAGCUCGGCCAUGAUCACCCUUGAUGACGAGGAGCUUGAGAUAGAUAACCAAGGCGACCCACGAUUUCUCCCUAAAGACGCCACGCCACACGAUCAAUGGGCCAUGAUCGCAAAAAAGUACCUUUUGCAAAUUUCCGACCACGAUCUCAAAGUUAUCGAAACGGUAUCAUUCAACGCAGAGAAAAGAUCACCGGAGCAGAAGAGAAGAUCGAACAUGAUCGACCUCCUCAAUCUCCACAUUGUGACUGUGAGAAAGCAGAGGAAGCAUCGACGCACCCUUUCACUCAACGAAUGCUUGGAUAGAGUGGUGAAGAAGAGCCUGAAAGCUCCACCGGGUAGAGAAGCGAGACUGGAUCGCCGUAAGCUGCAGUCAAUCUUACACAAGAUGGAUCGAGGACAAUCCAAACAGCUGCCGUUCUGGAAGAGAUGCCUGACACGACUUUGCGGGAAGGUGACCACAACAAUCCGACCAGAGUCCAGUAUAACCCCACACCACGAAGCUUCCGCCAUGGCGCUCGCAGCAUGUCUCAACGGCCGGCAAAUGCGAGAAAACAUCAUCAARUCAUGCACAGAGGGCGAUGUUCGCACCGCGUUUGAUUUCGAGGCGAAGCGAUUCAUCAGUUUGAGGCAUCUCUGGAGAUCUCUCCCACAAGUGCAGUUCGAUUCUACGAGACGGUGUUGUCCUGCGUGCUGGAUCAUGGUACGAAUCGGUCAUAUCAUGCAGGUAAAUGUUGCGCAGAUUCCUCCUUCGGCCGAGCCGGGCUAUCAUACUUUGUGGGAGAAGAUUGAGUUGCCGAUUUGGACGCCGAGGGCUAUGGGGGAGGAUAUUAUUAAAGAUAUGGAGCUGGAGGCUUUUGCUAUUAUGGGGAGGGUCCAGACUGAUCAUGAUGGGCAAGGUGGAGGAGAAGUAAUGAAUGUCGCUUGA